Messenger RNA from Ruditapes philippinarum (Manila clam), 3290 nucleotides. RefSeq names its product metal cation symporter ZIP14-like. The record is from RefSeq and is a predicted model, not a curated record. Gene Ontology annotation, molecular function: zinc ion transmembrane transporter activity. NCBI's taxonomy places the organism in Eukaryota, Metazoa, Mollusca, Bivalvia, Venerida, Veneridae. Gene Ontology annotation, biological process: intracellular zinc ion homeostasis; zinc ion import across plasma membrane. The transcript has 8 exons. Gene Ontology annotation, cellular component: membrane. The coding region runs from base 441 to 1988 and encodes 515 amino acids.
GGGAGAAGUUCUGAUUGACGUGUCAAACGUGGAUGUAAACAACACAAAACUCACGUUGAUCUUCGAUUUAAUUUUACGAGUUUUGUGAAUUAAAAGUUUAAGUCAAAGUGGAUUUAUUUCAUAAAUUUAAAAAACAAAAUAGAAUAUAAUCAAUUUAACAUAUUUUUAACGGUAAAUCCCCGAUUCACGUUUCAAGUUUUUUGUUUGUUGGGCCGGUUACUUGUGAACACAAGAGUGAAUAAAUUUUUGAUGUGCAAAUUGCAUAAUAUAUAAUUUGCAUUGAAUUGCAUUAAUGUCAUGCCCUCCAGCUUAUAACUAAGAUGAGCGAUUAAACUUUGGAAUAUAAAAUCUCGACGUGGGGUGGUUCAUUUUCAAUAAAUAUUAUUAGGGCAGAGUAUCAAAUUGACACAGGUCUCAACUUACCAAGUCACAAGUGAAACAUGCAUGGAACUAUUACAGCUAGAUCUAUUUUGUUUUUAGUAUUUUGUUGUGUUAUCCGUGGAACUUUUGGUCAGACCUAUAACUAUAAUGAAAUAAGGGAGACUUUUAAAAAUGACUUACUUGACCAACUAGGAGAUGGAGCAGAGAUAACUUUUCAAACACUGGAGGACCACUUUAAAACUCACACAUAUACUUCAACAUCGAAAAGUUUGAUUUCAGAAUGUCUUGUGGACAAUUCUACUUCACCAGUUUCUUUAAACAAAACAUGUUUACUUCAAAAGUGCCUGACACCGGAAGAUGUCUACCAGUUAUCUGGUCUGGCGGAACAGACGACGGAAAAGGAAGUGUCGACUGUCGCGAUGAUGUUAGUACAUUUAAUGGAGAAUAAGACGUGUGGCUAUGAAGGAUUUGAAAAUAAAGACGAGAUCAUUCAUCAAGCAAAACCUUCGUCUGCUGAAGCAUGGGGAUUUGGAAUUCUGUGUACAACAAUAAUCAGUCUGUGCUCUCUCGGAGGACUUAUAGCACUGCCAUUCGUACACGGUAUCAAUUACAAGAAGAUACUGAUCUACAUGGUGGGUCUUGCUGUGGGGACCCUGGCUGGAAGCAGUUUACUGUUCCUUAUACCAGAGGCCCUGGAAUUGACAGAACAAGAGUUAAACGAGCACAGUUAUGUUUGGAAAUGUUUGGUUAUGAUCAGUGGUAUAUACCUGUUCUUCAUUAUUGAAAGAGUCCUUAAAAUCAUCACUAGAAUGAGAGAGAAAACAAAACAAGACAAAAAGUUACAUCAUGAGAUCCAGCCGGGAAGAUUUGCGUCAUUUCACGAGGCAGCACCAGAACCGGAGUACCGUGACCUUGACACGCUGCCCCAUAUUUCACCUUGUGGCGACAAUAUUUCCAGGGAUGAAGACUCGCAAUCUAAUCAUUCUAGAAAUGAUGUCACAACAAAACAUGAACAUAAGCCAAACGGUAGAGCUACACACAACGGUCACACCCAUAUGCACGGUCACGUGCACAAUGCUGCUAAUCCCCAUCAGCAUGUUGCUCCCGUAGCUUGGAUGAUAAUCUUUGGCGACGGACUUCAUAACUUUAUUGAUGGUGUAUCUAUUGGGGCUGCAUUCACAGAGAGUAUUCUGGCGGGUGUUUCUGUUUCCGUGGCAAUAUUAUGUGAAGAGCUUCCUCAUGAAUUAGGGGAUUUUGCUGUGCUGUUGAAUGCAGGGAUGAAGAUUAAGCGUGCAGUUUUAUAUAAUUUCCUGUCAGCGUGUAUGUGUUACCUGGGAUUGGUAGUUGGUAUCUUUCUCGGAGAAAAUACCGCAGCUCAUACUUGGGUGUUUGCUUUUGCAGGCGGCAUGUUUUUGUACAUAGCAUUAGUUGACAUGAUGCCAGAGAUGAACACUGCAGGUGAAUCAGAGGAGAAUAAAAAGCUAAUUGGUGAAGGACAGAUAUUUCUUCUACAGAAUCUUGGACUAAUCACCGGAUUUGCCAUCAUGUUUAUCAUGGCAGUGUAUGGAGGUGACCUUGAGGCAACAAUUAAAGGUGAAGGUCAUUAAUGAGGUCAUAAAGAGAUUAGAAUUUUGUGUGAUAUACUCUGUAGUCAUUUAAGGAAUUGUUUGUGUGGGAUUAUGUAUAAUAAUACAAUAUAGUCAUAAAUAUGAGUUUCUGAUUUGAAUUAUAUAUAUAUAUAUUUUUUUGUUAUAUUCUCUUUGAUAUAAAAUUUGACGUGAUAAGUUAAUGGGGCAAAAAUCCAUUUUAAAGAAAAAGGAAUUUUUAUUUUUUCAUAUUAUUUAAGUUAACCAUUUUUCUCGUAGAUGAUGCGAUUUUGUUUUACAUCUUUCUAGGGGGAUGAAUUUGUUAAGAUUUUUAUUUCUUAUUGAUAUAUUUAUAGUGGUUUUUGUUAAGCAUUUGACUAUUUCUACUUAAGGGAUCACGAUAUGUACUGCCAUUGAAAAAUGAAUAUUGUGAACAUUCAAUAAGUUUUUGAAAUAUAUUUUAUCAUUUACUUUUUUUUAUAGUCAUUUUUAACUUGUCUUUUUCUAAGAAAAAAUAAUUUUUCUCAUAUUUAUUGUUAAUGAAGCAAUAUGAAUUAAAAAAUAUUGUACAAAUUUCAAGUUUUAGAGUCAAUCCAUAAAUCAGUUAUAUGAAAUUACACAAAAUAAUGUUAUUUCUUUCAUUUGUUAUUCUUAUAAUAAAAUUUUAAACCUUACUCUUAUUGAUCCCUCGUGUCAUAGUUAUGUUAAAGGGAUUCCAUAUAUUUUUGUGAUUUAUUUUCUAUUUUAUGUAGGUCUGUCUGGUUUGAUAAUUUGUGUGAAAAUUUUAUAUCAUAUAGAUUCUAAAUCUUAAAUCAGUUCACUCAAUUUCAAGAUUAUUAUAUUGAAUGUAAAAAAUGACAAAAAAAAAAUGAAAACAACUUCAAUUGGGCUAAAAAUGUGUGAAAUUAAUGUUAAAAAUCAGAUUGAAAAGCUGAUGCAUACUGACCAUAUGGAAAUAUUUGUUUUGAUUAUAAAUUUAUUUAUAUUUAGUCAAUGCACACAAGAUGUUGUAUUUUACAUUUCAUAAAUGAAUUUUAAAACCUUAAAGAUUUGCAUUAGAAUCAUUUGACAAUGGUUGGUUCAGUAAGUGAAAAUUUUACUGAUAUAACUGUAAUGGCCAAAUAUUGUACAAAAAAAAUAAAUAAAUGUAUCAUAUUUAUGUAUAAAAUAUUAUCAACACCUUGAGUUCAGUCUUUAGAGUGCAAUAUCCAACUUUAACUGACAUAUUUGCCAAUUAUAUGCUAUCUACAGUUCAUUUUUCAAUACCGUUGCUCAACUAGUAAAGUUUGAAAGCUAAAAUAAAGACUUUAUUAUUAUUAUUAU